AUGCCAGCAUGCCAGCGAGCUGACACUGAAGCGGACAGUGGCACACCUAGGACUGUUGCAGACCUCGUGCUCGGAACGGACGACGUCACUGUGCUCGAAAAUGCGGAUCUUGGCGAGAACCACCGGAGUGGACGUGACGAGAUGCAAUCACCGGAGAAUUCGUCGUUGCCGAAAGCAUCCGCAGUCGGGACGUCGGUUGAGCUCCGUUCUUUUAUGGGUGGCCGUGUUAUAGCUGAGGUGACUACAUUCCAUGCAGUUUUUGGUGCUCUAGGCGUGCCCAUGAUGCUUGUCUUCGCGCUUUCUGCGCUGUGGACUUUUACCCUGGCUUAUAUCCAAGUGCAUGCAACCGAGAUGGCGAAUUCGAUUAUGAACACGACACAUUUCGACAACGGCGAGUUCUGGUUGCUUCCUCAUCCGGAUGAUGCCAUCGUGAUUUCAUCUGCAGUAGUACUCUCACUGUUUGGAAUUGGCUAUACUGGUUUGAUAGUCAUGAUGCUUUAUCCCCUUCGAUUUAGUCGAAAGGCUGAUACGGUCACUGACACGCCACCGAGCAAUAGCAUCAACGCCGCUAUCGAUACUGAGGUCGGAACUGUUGUUGAACCAACGGUGACGAAAGCCAGCACGUUCCAUUUUGCCAUGAAAUGGCUGAGUCACAAGUGCAAUAUUCCAAAACAUAUUCGAGACAACUACUUGACUGCAGCAUUGGACCUCCCCAAGUUGAUUUUCCAGACAACAACCUUGACGACAUAUCUAAGCCAUGGAUUUCCGACUCCCAUAGUGUACUCAUAUUCCGUUCUUCUUCUGUGCAACUGGCUCGUAGCUUGUUAUCGUUCCCAACGAUACGUGGCUGAUCCCAAUUUGAUCAUUGCUCGUCUCUACUACACAUAUGAUUUGUUUUUCGCAGUCUUUGCACCGCUGGUAGUGCUCAUUUACUUUGUCCUAUCUUUCCAAUUCGACCGUGCUGAGUUCGCCACGAAGGCGGAAACAAUCCAGGGCGGGUCCUACGACACAAUUGCUCGGCUCUUUGGAGACCCGUCACAGAUAUCGAGUUUCUGCAAUGCUUUCCACUAUCUGCAGUUCUCUUCAGGUGACUCUCUCUUCUUCAAGUCUGCACUCAACCUUCUCUCGCUGUAUAAGUGGCGCAAGAUAAUUCUAACGCUAGUUGAUAAUCAUCACGAGCGUCGCCUUGAACGAGAGAGGACAGCUCAAGUGCAGCCACUGCCGGACCAAAGCAAACCUCGGGCUCGAAGUUUUAGAGAGGCGAUUGUCAAGACGAUUGGUGCGACGACGCGGAAGCCGAAGCUGGGAAAGCACUUUAUCCCGAAAUUUCUGCUAUCGUUGGUCUUCUUCGUUGCAGGAACAGCGAUCUUCAUAUAUUCCAUCGGCUCUGUACGAUCCAGUCGCGCGAUAUGCAGUAACUUUGAAAACUGCGUCAUGAUAAGCUAUCAAUGGAGUUUUGGUGUCGAGCACUGCCCGUGUCUAGUUUUCGCAGAUCGACAGACUGCACCUCGAACUUAUGCAGAGUGGACAAACCCCGAAGACACCACUUCGAAAUUAGCAGAGCUUGCAUAUGCUGGUGAGCUGCGUAUUGUGCAGAUUAUCAAUCGCGCUGUGCCGGAGCUGCCGGAGAACUUACGCAAUUGCCACCACCUCGAGCAACUCAUCCUGGUCUACACAAAGACACUGCGGUUACCUGAGUGGAUGUCCGAGUUAUCUCGGCUGGAAUACUUUCAUCUUGAAGGUGACUACACCAGUAAGAGACUCCAAAUUGUACCUGCAGGUAUUUUUGACCACAUGCCUCGCUUAACCUUCAUCCAUUUUGGCGGUAUCCCGGACGUAGAGGAGCUCCCAUCAUUCUCUUCACUGGGAAAACUACGUUACUUGACAUUGGCGAUUGUCAACUCCCUUAAGGAAUUCCCUAGCUUUGAGGGCCUCUCGAAACUCGCCGCUUUGAACAUCGUGGAAGCGACAAGGGCCAAAACGUUGCCUUCACUGUCUCCGCUGGUGAGUCUGGAGUCGCUUGGUCUGCGCUAUCGUACUGGGGUAUGCUGUAACGGAUAUGUCACGGGCAAGUGUGAUACCACCUCGUUUCAAUGCUUGCCGAAAGAUGGAGAAAAAUACCCCAUGACGUGCACCACCGAGCGCGCGUCAGCUGAAGACAAGGCAAUCUUCAAAAUGUACGAUGAAAGUGAAAUAUGUCCGAAUUCAUUUGCAUACGAUUUGGAAUCAGCAGCGCCCACGAAGUACACAUCGGACGAUCUGUGCGGUAGUGUCCUGUUCAAGAACUGUACGUUAGACGGAGUGCAAGGAAUUUGCUACAAUACGCGAAUGAUGGUUAUCAGUUGCGUCACCCAGCCAGCUUACAUCACGAUGCGCAAGCUUCAGAUCGAGCGGAAGGUCGGAAAACCUUGCAAUGUGACAGUGGAAGCUUGGCUUGGGUGCACGUAACAUCCAAUGCCAUGGUAUUCAUCACGAAGCUGAGCAAAUUGUUCAUGAUGAUUUAUUGACCUGUUCAGAUUUAAUAAUCUGUGGGAAGUCGAAUGUAAGGCCUGCCCACACAAGCUAUUUUAUUUGCCUACUACAGUAGGAGUAGGCAGUAAGCCAAACUAACAUAGUUUAUAUAAUUAUUUGCCU
Messenger RNA from Phytophthora nicotianae INRA-310, 2634 nucleotides. RefSeq lists its product as hypothetical. The transcript has 4 exons. NCBI's taxonomy places the organism in Eukaryota, Oomycota, Peronosporomycetes, Peronosporales, Peronosporaceae. The record is from RefSeq and is a predicted model, not a curated record. The coding region runs from base 1 to 2448 and encodes 815 amino acids.